AUGUCAAGAUUUCCUCUCCCUGUCAUCUCUCUUCAUCACGUCAAUCGCCGAAGCAUCGGAACAUUCGCUCCCCAUAACCGUCGUGUACAACCUUUUAUCUUGGCCGCUGUUUUCGGGAUGAUUUCCACCAUCAUCUCACUCUACAAGAAGAAGGCUCUAUUCAAAGUACCAGUUUACUCCCUCAUCCAAGUAGGGUUAAAUAGUACUAUGCUAACCUAUCCAAUUAAUAGCGACCUUAUACAUUCAAAGCCGGAAUGUCCUUCUUGA
This is a messenger RNA of Caenorhabditis briggsae, 267 nucleotides long. The transcript is spliced from 3 exons. Bases 1 to 267 code for a protein of 88 amino acids. Lineage: Eukaryota; Metazoa; Nematoda; Chromadorea; Rhabditida; Rhabditidae. The record is from RefSeq and is a predicted model, not a curated record.